AUGAAGAUGUUACAAAGAGCUUUCGUGUUAAUAUUAUGCGCUUUGAACUUACAGAAUGGACAAAAAUGUAGACUUAACACAAGGAAGGAUUUUGGAGAGCCUUUACCGGUGAUAGUGAGAAAUGGGAAGCUUCUAGAACCGACGGACAGUUUCGGUAAUAUUGAAUUGGACUACGGCGACACUCUCACUUUAAGUUGCGAAGGAACGGGCAACAUAAACCAUCCUAACGAACAGCGACCACUAUCAGUAGCUACUAUUAGCUGUGAAGGUGGAGACAUUUUCAAAAACGAUGGGUGGCUUAGCGAACCAUCUCGAUUCUUUCUAUUCAAAUGCAGCGUGUCCCCACAAUAUAAAAGCAGGCGGACAGAACGCUUGUGCUAUGACGGCAACCCCAUCAUUGAAGUCGGCUACGUUGUGGACACCCAUUUCUACCCUCUCUACGAGUCGUGUUUCAACGAAGCUGCUCUUAACGUCCUCUAUUCUAAGUACACACAGAAACCUUAUAACGCUUUAUACCAAACUAAAAUAGACCGGCCGUAUUUCGUCGCAGAUGACCAAUUUGGAUAUAUUCCGGUUGAUACACUGUUUUCGCCUAGAGGUCAAAAGGCGGCUGUAGCCAAAUUGGUGGGGUCAGCAAUAGAUAACUAUAUAACACAAACCCAAUUUCUUUCUCGAGGGCAUUUGGCUGCAAAAACUGAUUUCGUUUUUGCGUUUGGAGAACGUGCGACCUUUCAUUACGUGAACUGCGCUCCACAGUGGGUGGGUUUUAACGGUGGAAACUGGAAUACUCUGGAAGUGGACCUGAGGAAUCAUAUCCACGUGGCUGGCUACAACACUAUUAUUUACACUGGUACUUUCGGGAUAUCGCACUUACAGAAUGCUGGUGGAGAUAAAAUCGAUUUAUAUUUGUUUACUGAUGAGAAUAACAACCCUGUUGUACCGGUGCCUCUAUUUUUCUAUAAGGUUGUGUAUGAACCUCAGCGUAGGUGUGGGAUAGCGUUUGUUGGUAUCAACAAUCCAUAUGUCACUACAGAAGAGGCCCAUCAGAUGUUCUUCUGUGAAGACUUGUGUAGAGAGAACAGAGACUUCUCCUGGCUGAGCUGGCACCCCGACUCUAGCAGCGAAGGCUACACUUUCUGCUGUACUAUCCCCGACUUCAGAAAAACUGUUCCACAUUUACCAACAUUUGAUGUCGAUUGUGUUUUAACGUGA
Spodoptera littoralis (African cotton leafworm) is the source of this 1212-nucleotide messenger RNA. Lineage: Eukaryota; Metazoa; Arthropoda; Insecta; Lepidoptera; Noctuidae. The record is from the annotation of a GenBank genome assembly.